AUGACAAAACUAGCAUAUAGAGACAGAACCAGAACCAGCAAGGUACCUGAGAAAAUGAGUGCAACAGCUCCUAUUGAGGUAGGUGCCCGAGGCACUGUAGGAUCACUUCUCAGGAAGGAGAUUGAGUAUUUCAGGAGACUUGAUUUAGACCCUUGUGGAAGCUCAAUAAGGCCACAGAGACAUAGUGUGGAUAUGGCCUCCACUGGAGGUAAAUCAUGGCCUAGUUUUGGUUUCUUAAUGAGGGUUUGGAGGAAGAGGAAGAGAAGAUGCAGUGGGUACUUGCCACGUGUCUGCUCUGCUGUGGAAGUGGCAGAAAGCUAUUUGCUGAAUGGAGUUUCGGGGUUCAGUUACUGGAACCUUAAAGCUGAUAUGGAGAGUUAUGAGAUUUAG
Molecule: messenger RNA, 390 nt
Organism: Ilex paraguariensis (yerba mate)
Lineage: Eukaryota; Viridiplantae; Streptophyta; Magnoliopsida; Aquifoliales; Aquifoliaceae
Source: the annotation of a GenBank genome assembly